Molecule: messenger RNA, 1600 nt
Organism: Abrus precatorius (Indian licorice)
Lineage: Eukaryota; Viridiplantae; Streptophyta; Magnoliopsida; Fabales; Fabaceae
Product: vacuolar protein sorting-associated protein 26A
Exons: 12
Coding region: 278-1183 (301 amino acids)
Biological process (GO): retrograde transport, endosome to Golgi; intracellular protein transport
Cellular component (GO): endosome; retromer complex
Source: RefSeq, a predicted model, not a curated record
CACGUGAGCGAAACGACGUUGCGUUUAAGCUUUGAAAAACAAAAGAAAUGAGAAAAUGCGACUGCUACUUCUACCUCCAUCGUGUUACUGUUCGGGCUUAGUGAGUUGCAGAUUCACUUCAAAUUAUGCGUUUCUUUGAUCGGUUUUUCAUCACAUCAAACGACGUCACCAAUCAUCGCAAUUUCUCUAUCAUUUCCUUCUCUUGAUCCGCGAAAUCGUGCACACGGUGCUGGUGUGUGUACUGAGGUAGAAAGAAGAAAAUUGGAUUGUGAACAGCAUGAAUUAUCUUCUUGGAGCUUUCAAGCCUGCAUGUAAUGUCUUGAUCACGUUUAACGAUGGAAAAAACCGUAAGCAGGUUCCGUUUAAAAAAGAAAAUGGUCAAACAGUUACAGUCCCACUUUUUCAAAGUCAGGAAAACAUUGCUGGGAAGAUAACAAUAGAACCAAUGCAAGGGAAGAAGAUUGAUCACAAUGGUGUAAAAGUUGAGCUCCUUGGACAGAUAGAGAUGUAUUUUGACAGAGGAAAUUUUUAUGACUUUACUUCCCUUGUACGAGAACUGGAUGUUCCUGGAGAAAUCUAUGAAAGGAAAACAUAUGCGUUUGAAUUUUCUACUGUUGAAAUGCCAUAUGAGACGUAUAAUGGGGUGAAUGUGAGACUUAGGUAUGUAUUGAAAGUGACCAUUAAUCGUGGUUAUGCUGGAAGCAUAGUAGAGUACCAGGAUUUUGUGGUUCGCAACUAUUCUCCACCUCCGCAAAUUAACAAUAGCAUCAAGAUGGAAGUUGGAAUUGAAGAUUGUCUACACAUUGAAUUUGAAUACAACAAAAGCAAGUAUCAUCUGAAAGAUGUCAUCAUUGGUAAGAUAUACUUUUUACUCGUCAGAAUCAAGAUAAAAAACAUGGAUCUUGAGAUUAGGCGUCGAGAAUCCACAGGAUCAGGGACUAACACUCAUGUUGAGACUGAAACAUUGGCUAAAUUUGAGCUGAUGGAUGGUGCUCCUGUCAGAGGUGAAUCAAUUCCAAUCAGACUGUUCCUCAGUCCUUAUGAGCUGACACCAACUCAUCGAAACAUUAAUAACAAAUUCAGUGUGAAGUACUUUUUAAAUCUUGUGUUGGUUGAUGAAGAGGACAGGCGAUAUUUCAAGCAGCAGGAAAUCACAAUGUAUAGGUUGCAAGAAACUUCAUGAUUACUUGCCAUACAGGGAAUGAAUGGGUAUUAGAUUUGGUAAUAGAAAUAAAGCAGAUUGUUGAAGAGUUCUUAUAUCUGGAAUUAGCCAAGUGAAUGGUGUUCUCUAAGGGGUAAAAUGGCUUGGUAUUCUAGCAUGUUUGGAAUUCACCACUUGUAAUCAUGUACAUUGACUGAUCUUCUGUUGGUGUCCUGACACAGUUGUGUAGAUUUUAAACAUAUCCAUUGAAGGAAGCAUCUUGAAAAUUCUGUGCUGGAUUGUGUUGACUGAACAUGUACUUGAGUGUAAUAUCUGUUGUACUUCGGUUUUUUGUUAUCAGCUUUUGCUGUAUUUGCCUUGUGAACAUGAUGAUGAUAUCUAUUUUAAUUAUUUUCAACAGAUAGAUUCUGUUGGACUCUGGUUUGUUUGUUUCUGCAU